AUGGCUGCGACUUCCCUCAUGUCCACGUUGGCUGCCCGGCUGCUGCAGCCCGUGCACAGCUGCUCCCUCCGCCCUCGCCCCUUCCACCUCGCGGCAGUUCAAGAUGAAGCUGUUGUAAUUUCUGGAAGGAAACUGGCCCAGCAGAUCAAGCAGGAAGUGCAGCAGGAGGUAGAAGAGUGGGUGGCCUCAGGCGACAAACGGCCACACCUGAGCGUGAUCCUCGUUGGCGAGAAUUCUGCAAGUCACUCCUACGUCCUCAACAAAACCAGGGCAGCUGCAGAUGUGGGAAUCAACAGUGAGACAAUUGUGAAACCAGCUUCAAUUUCAGAGGAAGAAUUGUUGAAUUUAAUCAGUAAACUGAAUAAUGAUGAUAAUGUAGAUGGCCUCCUUGUUCAGCUGCCUCUUCCAGAGCAUAUUGAUGAGAGAAGGAUCUGCAAUGCUGUUUCUCCAGACAAGGAUGCUGAUGGCUUUCAUGUAAUUAAUGUAGGGCGAAUGUGUUUGGACCAGUAUUCCACCUUACCAGCUACCCCAUGGGGUGUGUGGGAAAUAAUUAAGCGAACUGACAUUCCAACCCUAGGGAAGAAUGUGGUUGUGGCUGGAAGGUCAAAAAAUGUUGAAAUGCCCAUUGCAAUGUUACUGUACACAGAUGGAGCGCAUGAACGUCCCGGUGAUGCCACUGUUACAAUAUCUCAUCUGUAUACUCCCACAGAGCAGUUGAAGAAACAUACAAUUCUUGCAGAUAUUGUAAUAUCUGCUGCAGGUAUUCCAAAUCUGAUUACAGCAAAUAUGAUCAAGGAAGAAGCAGCAGUCAUUGAUGUGGGAAUAAAUGGAGUUCAUGAUCCUGUAACUGCCAAACCCAAGUUGGUUGGAGAUACGGAUUUUGAAGGAGUCAGACAAAAAGCUGGUUAUAUCACUCCAGUUCCUGGAGGUGUUGGCCCCAUGACAGUGGCAAUGCUAAUGAAGAAUACCAUUGUGGCCGGAAAAAUGGGGCUGAGGCUUAAACAGCGAGAAGUGCUGGAGUCUAAAGAGCUUGGGGUAGCCACUAAUUAA
Messenger RNA from Nomascus leucogenys (northern white-cheeked gibbon), 1050 nucleotides. RefSeq names its product bifunctional methylenetetrahydrofolate dehydrogenase/cyclohydrolase, mitochondrial-like. Gene Ontology annotation, cellular component: mitochondrion. Gene Ontology annotation, molecular function: methylenetetrahydrofolate dehydrogenase (NADP+) activity; methenyltetrahydrofolate cyclohydrolase activity; methylenetetrahydrofolate dehydrogenase (NAD+) activity. Gene Ontology annotation, biological process: tetrahydrofolate interconversion. NCBI's taxonomy places the organism in Eukaryota, Metazoa, Chordata, Mammalia, Primates, Hylobatidae. The record is from RefSeq and is a predicted model, not a curated record.